AUGCCAGAAAUCUUUGGGGCUCUAAUACUUGGCGCCACAACCGUCAUGCUUCGUCCAAAUGGAAAUAUGGAUCUAAUGUAUAUCAUGAAAAUUCUGACCGAUAAACAAAUUAGUUACAUGUUUGCCGUACCAGCAUGGCUUAACGCCCUCUGCGAUUUCUUGGAUAAACCACAGGUUGCUCGACUACAAUCAAUUCGAUCGAUUAGCAUCGGAGGAGAAACUGUUUCUUCAAAGUUAAUUGAACGAAUAAAAAGUAUUGUCACUACCGAUUGUCUUAUUUGGAAUGAUUAUGGUCCAGCGGAGAUGACAAUUUCUUCGACUUGCUAUCGAGUAGAUUCAAUAAAUUAUCUGGAUACGGUUCUCAUCGGUCGACCGCUCCCAAACUAUCGAUGUAUUAUUCAUGACGAGUUCGGACAACCCGUUGCUGUCGGUCAGCAAGGUGAACUUCUCAUCGGAGGUGUCGGCGUAUUUGCUGGUUAUUUCGGUCGCGACGACUUGACAUCAAAAGUAUUAGUGGAAAUUGAAGAUAAAAUAUACUAUAAGACAGGUGAUCUAGUGAGAAUGGACAGAAAUGGUUUGAUCUAUUACAUCGGUCGCAAAGAUCAUCAAGUGAAGCUUCAUGGACAACAAAUCGAAGUGGGUGAAAUAGAGCAAUGUUUACUUAGGACUCACAUUGCUGCUUGUGUAGUCGCUAAAUACAGAGAAGACCAUUUAGUAGCUUAUGUACAAGGCUCUGGUGUAAAUGAAAAUGAUUUGCGCUCACAUUGCCGUUCUUCUCUACCACCAUUUAUGGUUCCAUCGAUGUUCGUCAUGCUUGAUCAUUUACCACUGAAUGCGAAUGGAAAAGUUGAUCGAAAGCGUCUUCCUGCUCCCGACUUUUCUCCAGUGAGUAAUGCGGAUCCUGUCAAUUUUUCGGUUGUAACACCACUUGAAGAACGACUCCGUGGCAUCUUUGCUGAAGCUUUUCACAAUGAAAUACCCGAUGUGAACGUGCCUUUCGGACAAAUGGGUGGUACAUCAUUAGAUGCUAUUCGAGCACUGUCAAUGAUUCGAGAAAAAAUCUGUACAAAAGUUGAUGCCACCCUUCUUUUCGCGAAUCCAUCUGUGCGACAACUUGCUCUGGCUCUUGAACCAUUGGUAGUCGUGCAAGAGAAACUGCUUGCCACAUCCAUAACGGCAAAGGGACAAGAAGAUACUAAUCACCCAACACCAUCCUUGUUGAUUGAAGCAGUAGGUAUCAUGUUGCUUGCCGUUCAAUGGUUAUUUCCUAUGUGGCUAGCCUAUCGAUCUCACGUCUACUUUUCUGUCAAAGAGAAAUCAAGUACAAAUGUGACAAUCUAUUUUCGUGGUGUUACUAUCGAUGGUGGUUUCUACAUAGUUUAUGGUCAAUAA
This is a messenger RNA of Rotaria sp. Silwood2, 1392 nucleotides long. The record is from the annotation of a GenBank genome assembly. NCBI's taxonomy places the organism in Eukaryota, Metazoa, Rotifera, Eurotatoria, Philodinida, Philodinidae.